This is a messenger RNA of Pungitius pungitius (ninespine stickleback), 4945 nucleotides long. It is a transcript of the gene wfs1a, whose product is annotated as Wolfram syndrome 1a (wolframin). The record is from RefSeq and is a predicted model, not a curated record. Gene Ontology annotation, cellular component: endoplasmic reticulum; endoplasmic reticulum membrane. Gene Ontology annotation, molecular function: protein binding. Gene Ontology annotation, biological process: endoplasmic reticulum unfolded protein response; calcium ion homeostasis. The coding region runs from base 152 to 3322 and encodes 1056 amino acids. Lineage: Eukaryota; Metazoa; Chordata; Actinopteri; Perciformes; Gasterosteidae. The transcript has 12 exons.
ACCAAACACACACGAGUUUUGGCCGUGGUCGGCGUGCGCGUCUCCGGUGUCGCGGAUAUGUGCGCAGGGUGCACGGAGCCAAGCAUGGACGAAGAAGUCAACUUCUAAAUUUGUGUCCUGAAGAGGUCUGCGCGUAUAGUCUCUAGGAAACAUGGAGAAGGAUUUCCUAUCAACUCCUACAGCUGUCAGCACCCAGGGGUCAUGCCCUGUUGGGGAUGGACCCUCUCUUCCCCCUCCCGUACAGACCCCUCCUUCGCUCGGCUCCAAUAACCUCCCUGCUGCUCCCCCCUCUGACCCGGCCAGAGGAUCCUCUCAUUCCUCGCACACAACAGCUAAACCGAGGGAUUGCCCCCCAUCUGAAAAGGGGGACACGCCCUUGACUCCCGCUGUACCAUCUAAACCCGUUUCUGGGCCCUCCUCUCCUUCUCUGAACAAAACUCCACUUUUAACUGCUCCACACCGUAAAAUCCCCCAAAUGUCACCCCUUUCAAAGCUCACAUCGGCCUCCUUUACGUCUGCCUGUAACUCUCUGACAGACCCCCCUACACCUUGUUCCACUGCUUCCACUGAGGCCCCUGCAGCUUCAUCCGCCACCCCAGUGAAACUCAGCUUUGCCUCCAUGGCCAAGCGGCUGAUAAUACAAGAACGGCUUAGGAAAGCCGAGAGCUGUGACGACGACGAUGAUGAAGAGGAAGAUGAAGAGCCUGAAGAAGACUUGACCCUGGCGCAGAUAGAGGAGAAGGCCUCCGCCGGUGACGCCAGGGCCCAGACCCGGCUGGGUCAGCACUAUUUGAGUCUCGCUAAAGAGAAGGACACGGAGCUAAACGAUCGCCUGGCUGUUACCUGGCUGGUUAAAGCCGCUAAACAAGGAAGAAAGGGCGCCGCAGGCGCACUGCGGCGCUGCUGGAUCCAGAAAAAAGGAAUCACCGCAGAAAAUGAGGCUGAUGUGCGCAAGUUGUCAACAGAGAGUAGGUUUGAGCUGUCGGUACGCAAAGCAGCCAUGAUGAUGUACUGGAAACUCAACCCGGACAGGAAGAGGAAGGUGGCUGUGGCUGAGAUGCUGGAAAAUGUCAGCCAGGUCAAUGCGGUGCAAGGUGGCCCCGCAAGCCGGAUUCCAGGUCCAACCUCAGGCCAGACCCAGAAAGUACUGGAGAGCAUGGUCAGCAAUGAGUCCACUCAGUUGGUGGACCUGGACGACUUUGUUGAGAUGACUAAAAAGUACGCACAAGGUAUUGCUCCCCAAGCUGGCAGCCCGGUCACAGCCAACACCGAAAGUCCCAAACCGAGCGACAGCGGCACGGAGCACGAGGCUGAGCUGGUGCCGUCGGUAUACAAGAAUCCCUUCCAACGCUCUUGGAGUUUUGGCCGCGGUGGGAUGAUGCUGGACACGAGGCAGAACGGGGCCAUGAAGAAAGCUAUGGACAUGAAGUCACGCUUAACGGUGCUGCAGUACCCGCUGCAUGGCAUCGUGGAGAUGAAGGAGCACCUGGUGGACUGGGCGUCGCGGGCCGGCGUCCAGUGGCUGAGCACCGUCAUCCCCACGCAGCACGUCAACGCGCUCAUCUUCUUCUUCAUCAUCAGCAACCUCACGGUUGACCUUUUUGCAUUCGUCAUCCCCCUGCUCGUCUUCUACCUGUCCUUCGUCUCGAUGAUCAUCUGCACGCUGCGUGUCCUCCAGAGCAGCAAGACUUGGGAGAACUUCCGAGCCUUGACGUCUCUGCUGACCCGUUUUGAACCUGGCCUGGACGUGGAGCAGGCCGAGACCAACUUUGGGUGGAACAACCUGGAGCCGUACCUCUACUUCAUCCUGUCCGUUUUCUUCGUCAUCUUCUCCUUCCCUGUGGCGGAUAAGCGCUGGAUCCCCUGCUCUGAGCUCUCCACCGUGGCCAUCUUCUUCACUGCUGUCAGCUACAAAAGCCUCAGCCCCACGGCCGCGACCUAUGCAUCCCGAGCUAUGGUCAUAGAGGUUGCAUCAUCUCUGUGUUACCUGACCCAGUUCCUGCCGGAGCACAUGACGGUGCUCCGCUGCCUGGGCCGCACCUUCUCCACUCUGCCACUGGGGGAGUCGGUGGUGCUCAAGCUCAGCCUCCCCUGCCUGCUCUACGUGUAUCUCUUCUACCUGUUCUUCAGCAUGGCCAGGGUGCGCGGCUUCAGGGGAACUUACUGCUUCCUGGUUCCAUACCUUGUUUGCUUCAUGUGGUGCGAGUUCUCCGUGGUGCUCCUCAAGUGCUCCUCCGCUGUGGGUCUGAUGCGCACUUGCGUGGCCUAUUUCCUCCUUCUGUUUGCCCUGCCCAUUCUGGCUUUUGGACUUGCCGCCAUGCUCUUCAUCCAGCUCUUCAAGUGGUUCCUUGAGCUGGAGCUGACAAAGGUGAUCGUGACCCUGGUAGUCUGCGCCAUCCCCGUCACCCUGCGUCUGUGGACGCGCUUCAGCAUGUCCAUUCUGGAUGUGUUCCGCUCAAUGACGCACCGCGGCCCCGUCAAGCUCAUCUUACUUUGCAUCUCCAUGGUGAUCCUGUUCUUCUCUGUCUACGUGUACCACGCAGAGGGCCAGAAGGUGUACAAUUCCACCCUGACGUGGAGACAGUACAGCCAGGUGUGCGGGCCCCCUGCCUGGGAGACCAAAGGCAUGGCCCAGACCCAGCUGUUCUGCGGCCACCUGCACGGACACAGAGUCACCUGGGCGGGCCGCUUCAAGCACGUGCGCGUGGCCGAGACGGACAACGGGGCACAGUCGGUCAUCAACAUGCUGCCGGUGUUCAUGGGAGACUGGCUGCGCUGCCUGUACGGAGAGACGUAUCCCAAAUGCGAGCCAAAGAACGCAACUGUCGCAAACCUAACGGCGGCCAAAUCUGCGGCCGCUCCGGCGGCGGCGGCGGCGACCGGCGUGCGGCAGACACUACUCCGGACGCAAGAGGAGGAGGAGGAGAUGUGUCAGAUCAAGGCCCUGGCCAAACACUCGUGCCACAUCAAGCGCUUUGACAGCCACCGCUUCGAGGUGACCGUGGGCAUGUUACGGGACGGUGGUUACGAGGAUGCAAGCAGGGACGUAAUCCUAAUGGCCAGCCACGAGUUCAGGCAAGUGCUGCUGAACCUGAAUCCCGGCGAUAUGGUGGAGUUCAGCACCAAGCUGGAGGGCCGACUGGGAGCCAGAGCUCAGGCCUUCGAGCUGAAGGCGAUCCACUGUCUGGACUGUGCUUCGUCACUGACGGGAGGCAGGCAGGUGAAGAUUGAGAGGGACUGGAGACGCACCACGAUGAAGGCUCUGAAGUUCGCGUUUGAUUUUUUCUUUUCUCCCUUCCUGUCUGCCAAAAUCCCUGCGUGAAGCUGAAGCUUUGACGACUCACUUGGAUCAGGAAGCCGUGGCUGCGUUUUUCUUGUGAUGUGUUCAUUUAGCUAAUGUGAGUUAUGGUAAUGUUUACAAUUUGUGCCGACAUGGAUCUACUGUCAUACCUGCAAACCUGUCGCUUUUUGGCAACAUUUUCCGUAUUGAUCUUAAUCAGAUCAGUUUAGACUUCUGGUCACAACCAUCGAAAGUCUGUAGUCUUAAGGUUUCAUCAGACGACGUGGAUGUACACAACCCUCCGGUUCUUUUUUGUGUUUAUCCCCCCCUUUGUUACCUUUUUCACCCCCUAUGAGUUUAAGUUUGCAGGUAUGCACUCAUGUCUAUUUGUUGACAGCUCAGCUAGGUUUGAUGGAAUUAUUUUUCUUCUUGUACUGCAUGCGUUUACAAAGAUUGGUAAUAUUCCGAAAGCAGUUAAAAAAUUGUCAAAUACCUGCUUUCCCUUAAGACUUACUGUCACAAUCAGCUAAGAGAGUACAUGCUUUCAGAAAGUUGGUGAUGAUUUAAUAUCCAGUUUUUUAUGAAACAAGAUGGCAGGUAUUUAUGCAGGGAAACUUUUGUUGACCACUUCUGAAGCCUUAGGGACUUUAUAUAUUGUUAAGUCAUGUGUGACAUAUAUAAGUAUGUUUGCAUGUUUUUUGUUUACAUUAUUGGAUUUUUUUAAUAUGCGUCUGCCUAUUUAGGUUGUGUAAGAAUAUAAAAGCUGCAGUAAAAGGAGUUUUAUUUAAAGGGCCUCUGGUGCUUGGAAACACUACCCCUUUUGUCCACAGGGGCUGCCAAAAUCCACAAUGACAGUUCUUUGUCAUAGCUUCAAAUAACUUGGAGAUGUCAUCUUUAAUAAUGAUUUAAGAUACAUAAUCAGCUGAAUUCCUCAAGUAAAAGGAAAUAAAUGCAAAUUAAUUCCUAAAGUAAGUAUCUGGUGGUAUCCCCGACUGUAGACCUACCACUAUAAAAAAAUGAGCAGCAUCCAUUCCAUAGAAAUAGAAGCACAGGGUCAUGAAUAUUUGGUUUUGUUUCACAGAACAGAGUGCCUUCACUUUGCCCUGAUAUUAUGGUUAUUUAGUCCAGUUUAAAAAGACGAAUGAAAUGAAGAUUUUACACUUUGCUUUCAGUCACGGUAUAUUCAAAACUGAAUAUUUUAUAGGCGGUUAAGAGAAUGCACCUUCUUUAAAACGCAAUUAUUCAAAUUAAAUUAUCUGUUGAGAUGAGGUUUUCACGGGGCAGUAACAGCUUGUCAAACAGAUGAGAUAAUCCCUUAAGAAGACACAGCAAUGCAAGUGAACAGCAUUGAACUGCAACUCUUUGCUUACCGGUAAAUGACAAUCAUGAUGCUGUAGGCUGUGCACUUGAGUGCCUUCUGGGGUGGAGUUUAGGGCGCGUGCAAUGAUUAUUAAAGUGCUUGUUUUUCAAACUACACGCCAUCUUGGACACUUCUAUUGUGAUUCAUAGUCUGAAAGUCUUUUCCUGAAAAAACUAAUUAUGUCCCAUUAAAUAUAGACACACAGGCAUCAAAAGACACAUUUCUUUUAUCAGAUUAUUUUAUUAAUACACAUUCUUUUCAUUCACCUCGUUUGAGUUUUCUAUAUGGUUAGAUUUGUCUCUUUU